Molecule: messenger RNA, 590 nt
Organism: Salvelinus sp. IW2-2015
Lineage: Eukaryota; Metazoa; Chordata; Actinopteri; Salmoniformes; Salmonidae
Product: neurobeachin-like protein 2
Source: RefSeq, a predicted model, not a curated record
GAGACGGAGCGAGCAAGAGACAGAUWGACACUAGUGCUGGUUAGGAGAGCGGGCUGGAGACAGACAGACACUAGUGCUGGUUAGGAGAGCGGGCUGGAGACAGACGGACACUAGUGCUGGUUAGGAGCGAUGUGCUACUUACUACUCUGAGGAGCUGAAGCACCCUGUGGGCCUGGUCUGGACCUACUAUUCUGACUCUGGACUCCCUGAUGACCUAGGACCCAGGAGGGCUCACUGAGACUGGGUUCCUCAGAACCCCUUCCCGCUGCCCUCCCAGACACAGGCAAUGAGACAUGGACUGGCCCACAAAUGACAGUCAACUGAAAGAUGAGGGCUGCCUGCAGCAGUGGCUGGAGGCUUUUGUGUCUUCCUUUGAGAAGCUUGUUGAUGUGCAGUCACUGGAGCAUCGCAGGCUGGAGAACUAUAUUGCGGAGGUUCCCCUCGUACCCAGGGACGUACUGGUGUUCUUCAGUGACCAGCUAUCGCACAGUGCCAUUCACCUCUCUGGGGGUGACAGUACAACAGCACCCUGCACCUCUCUGGGGGCGACAGUAACAACAGCACCCUGCACCUCUCUGGGGCGACAGUAA